Molecule: messenger RNA, 2977 nt
Organism: Dermochelys coriacea (leatherback sea turtle)
Lineage: Eukaryota; Metazoa; Chordata; Testudines; Dermochelyidae
Gene: TARS2
Product: threonyl-tRNA synthetase 2, mitochondrial
Exons: 20
Coding region: 261-2408 (715 amino acids)
Biological process (GO): threonyl-tRNA aminoacylation
Cellular component (GO): cytoplasm
Molecular function (GO): threonine-tRNA ligase activity; ATP binding
Source: RefSeq, a predicted model, not a curated record
GUGUCUUUUCUUAAUGUCACAGCUUCCUGGAUUCAUGUGAUUGUGUUAGAAUCUCAGCUUUAGUUUGAAUAAUAAUAAUAAUUUAAAAAAGCAUCUAUCCUCCAAGGUGGUGGAGAAACGCUUGAAAACAUGGCUCCUAAAGAUUCAAAAACCCAAAGACCCACCAACCAAGAAAACUGACUUGACAAGUGCUGUCCUGUCUUCUCAAGAGAGCCGCUGAAGAUUCAAGAAUUGCUGAGAGGGGCGAUACUUAAAGAAAAAUGAGAGAGGUGGCAAAGCUCCCCCACCCCGGCAGCCUGGGACCGCGGCCGCGAGUCAGGGCGCGCGUUGUUGUGGCCGUGGCCCGCGUCCCGGGAUGUGGAGCCUUUCAGCGGGCAGGUGCUUUCUUACCCCACCUUGCUGAGCGGCUCUGUUUGUACGAGAAGCUAAAGGCUGCCUACGAUGAGCGAUGUGCAGACCGGGCGCAGAAGGCAGGUGGGCCAAUCCAGAUCUCCCUGCCCGAUGGCCAACAGGUGGAAGGAGAGUCCCUAAGAACCACGCCGUAUCACGUGGCGUCACAAAUCGGUCGGGGCCUGGCUGAGGGUGCGGUGGCCGCCAGGGUGAACGGGACCCUGUACGACCUGGAUCGCCCUCUGGAAAGCAACGUCGCCUUGGAAUUCUUGGGCUUUGAUUCUCCAGAGGGGCAGGCGGUUUUCUGGCACUCCAGCGCCCACGUCCUUGGAGCAGCAGCAGAGCGAGUCUACGGAGCCCUGCUGUGUCACGGGCCCAGCACAGAGAGCGGCUUCUUCUAUGACAUGUAUCUGGCUGGCCGAACCGUGCUGGGCAGCGAGCUCCCAGCCUUGGAGGAGGCAUGCAAGUCCAUCGUCCGAGAGAAGCAUCCCUUCGAGAGGCUGGAAGUGUCCCGAGAGGACCUGCUGGAGCUAUUUAAGUACAACAAGUUUAAGCUGCAGGUGAUCGAGGCGAAAGUGACGUCACCGACUGCUACGGUGUACAGGUGCGGGGAGUUAAUUGACCUUUGUCGAGGUCCCCACAUCAGAAACACGGGGAAGAUCCGAGCGCUGAAGAUCCUGAAGAGCUCCUCCGCCUUCUGGAAAGGAGACCCCGCUCUGGAGUCUUUGCAGCGGGUGUACGGGAUCUCCUUCCCCAGCCCCGUACGGCUGGAGGAGUGGGAGCAGCUCCAGGAGGAGGCAGCUAGCCGGGACCAUCGGAGGAUUGGCAAGGAGCAGGAAUUGUUUUUCUUCCAUGAGCUGAGUCCUGGAAGCUGCUUUUUCCUGCCCAGAGGAACUCAUGUCUACAACACCCUGAUAGACUUCAUCAAGAGCGAGUAUCGGAAACGUGGGUUCUCGGAGGUGGUCACCCCCAACAUCUAUAAUGCCAAGCUGUGGGAGCUGUCUGGCCACUGGCAGCACUACAGCGACCACAUGUUCUGCUUCCCGGUCGAGAACGAGACCUUCGCCCUCAAGCCAAUGAACUGCCCUGGUCACUGCCUGAUGUUCGCUCACCGGCCCCGCUCCUGGCGGGAGCUGCCCCUCCGCCUGGCUGACUUCGGGGUGCUGCACCGGAACGAGUCCUCGGGGACCCUGACCGGCCUGACCCGGGUGCGGCGUUUCCAGCAGGACGACGCUCACAUCUUCUGCACCCUGGGCCAGCUGGAAGGCGAGAUCGGCGGAUGCCUGGAUUUCCUGCAGGCCGUGUACUCCAUCUUCGGCUUCUCCUUCCACUUCUACCUCUCCACGCGCCCGGAAGGGUUCCUGGGGGACGCUCAUGUGUGGGAGCAGGCUGAGCAGCAACUGGAGAAAAGCCUCAAUGAUUUUGGGCAGCCUUGGGAGCUCAGUCCAGGCGACGGGGCAUUUUAUGGGCCAAAGAUCGAUGUUCAGAUCAAGGACGCCCUGGGCCGAUACCAUCAAUGUGCCACCAUUCAGCUGGACUUCCAAAUGCCCGUGAGGUUCGACUUGACGUACAUCAGCAAAGAUGGCAGCACGUCCGAGAGGCCGGUGAUGAUCCACCGGGCGGUGCUGGGCUCCGUGGAGAGGAUGCUGGCCAUCCUGGCUGAGAACUACAGCCGGAAGUGGCCUCUGUGGCUGUCCCCGUUCCAAGUCAUGGUGAUCCCAGUCGGACGCGACACGGAGGUUUAUGCCCGUGAGGUCCGCGAGACGUUCCACCAGGCAGGGUUCAUGGCGGAUGUCGAUGCCGACUGGAGUGCCACGCUGAACCGGAAAAUCCGGAAGGCUCAGCUGGCUCAGUACAAUUUCCAGUUGGUGGUUGGCAGGAAGGAGUUGUCCAGCCGCACCGUGAACGUCCGCACCCGCGACUCGAGGCAGCACGGGCAGCAUGGCCUGCAGGAGGUGCUGCUCAGGCUGCGGGAGCUGCGGGAUGCCCGGCUCAGAAACGCCGAGGAGCUGUUCUGAACCGGUCCCCGCCAGGCGUGUCAUGGGCUCGCCUCUCCAGGGGAAGCAGGCAGCGAUGAGUGGCUGCCUGUCCGAGUCGGUGAUGGAGCAGACAAGCCAGGUGCCAGCGGUCUGGUCCGUAGGAUUGGGCUGGGCUUGCCAAUGGGUGUCAGGCGUCUGUGACUAGCCCUGUCUCUUGCCACGGGUUCGGUGACACAGGGAGGCUACGCCAGCUGCUCUCCAGAUGUCCAUCACCUUAUGGCGUCGGUGCAGACCCUACACGCUCCUGCAAUCUACCGGAGCUGCGUUCACUCCACAGACCAAGGGCAGGAGCCACUUUAGGGGCUGGCGGUUACUGAGAGGCGCCCCUCUCCUCCCAGCGAGACGGGGAGAAGAAAUGCACGCUGAUGCUGUAGCCUAGCAGGGGCUGGACCCCCCCCCCCCCCGAGUCCCCCUUCCCCCCACCCCCCAGCUGGAGGAAGAUGGUUCCUGGGAUGUGCAGGCCUGGCCUGCUGGCUCCGGUCACUCACUCAGUCUUACUCUUGUGGACUUGGGUCCCCGGGGCCGAUUAAAAUGUGUUAUCAAGUCAA